CUGUCCGCAGUCUCUGGUCAUCCCUGUGCUGUCCGCAGUCUCUGGUCAUCCCUGUGCUGUCCGCAGUCUCUGGUCAUCCCUGUGCUGUCCGCAGUCUCUGGUCAUCCCUGUGCUGUCCGCAGUCUCUGGUCAUCCCUGUGCUGUCCGCAGUCUCUGUCUCUGGUCAUCCCUGUACUGUGUCUGCAGUCUCUGGUCAUCCCUGUACUGUGUCUGCAGUCUCUGGUCAUCCCUGUACUGUGUCUGCAGUCUCUGGUCAUCCCUGUACUGUGUCUGCAGUCUCUGGUCAUCCCUGUACUGUGUCUGCAGUCUCUGGUCAUCCCUGUACUGUGUCCGCAGUCUCUGGUCAUUCCUGUACUGUGUCCGCAGUCUCUGGUCAUCCCUGUACUGUCCGCAGUCUCUGGUCAUCUCCUGUACUGUGUCCGCAGUCUCUGGUCAUCCCUGUACUGUCCGCAGUCUCUGGUCAUCCCUGUACUGUCCGCAGUCUCUGGUCAUCCCUGUACUGUCCGCAGUCUCUGGUCAUCCCUGUACUGUCCGCAGCAGUCUCUGGUCAUCCCUGUACUGUCCGCAGUCUCUGGUCAU
Messenger RNA from Staurois parvus, 579 nucleotides. The record is from the annotation of a GenBank genome assembly. Lineage: Eukaryota; Metazoa; Chordata; Amphibia; Anura; Ranidae.